Molecule: messenger RNA, 228 nt
Organism: Marasmius oreades (fairy-ring Marasmius)
Lineage: Eukaryota; Fungi; Basidiomycota; Agaricomycetes; Agaricales; Marasmiaceae
Exons: 2
Coding region: 1-228 (75 amino acids)
Molecular function (GO): iron ion binding; monooxygenase activity; heme binding
Source: RefSeq, a predicted model, not a curated record
AUGGUCACACCGACCGCCGAUUGGUUGACGUUUGGUGCAGGAAAACAUACGUGUCCCGGGCGUUUCUUCGCGGUCAACGAGAUCAAAGCUUUACUUGCACAUGUCAUCAUGACAUACGACAUAAAGCUCAAAGACUCUGAGGAAUUCCCGAAAGAGAUGGAGUUCGCGGCCUUCGUGAGUCCGAAUCAGAGUGCUAAGGUGCUGUUCAGGAAGCGGAGGGCGGUAUAA